Racocetra fulgida is the source of this 487-nucleotide messenger RNA. The record is from the annotation of a GenBank genome assembly. NCBI's taxonomy places the organism in Eukaryota, Fungi, Glomeromycota, Glomeromycetes, Diversisporales, Gigasporaceae.
GUGGAAACCACCGCAAAUCUCUUACCGAAAAUCUCAAUGAAAGUCUUAAACGAUUAGGCACUGGAUAUAUUGAUCUUAUGUAUGUUCAUAUUUGGGAUUUUCGAACUCCAAUUGAAGAAGUAAUGCGUUCUUUAGAUGAUGUAAUUAGAAGUGGCAAGGUACUCUAUGUCGCUAUUAGUGAUUCACCAUCAUGGGUGAUUAGUAGUGCAAAUAUGUUGGCCGAUUUACGUGGUUGGAGGGAAUCAGUUGCUGAAAAAGUUAGUGAGAUGACCAGCAGUUUCAGAAGCGCUGCAAUUACUAAAGCAGCAAAUGAAGAACAAAAUUGGAAAAUCCUCGAUGAAGUUAUAGCUAUUGCUGCUGAAACCAAAAGAAGUCCUGUCCAGGUCACUUUGAAUUGGAUGUCACAAAAACCUGGUAUUACUUCGCCUCUUAUCGGUGCUAGAACAAAAGCUCAAUUAAUUGAAAAUCUUAGCGCUCUUGAAUUCAA